This is a messenger RNA of Funneliformis mosseae, 906 nucleotides long. NCBI's taxonomy places the organism in Eukaryota, Fungi, Glomeromycota, Glomeromycetes, Glomerales, Glomeraceae. The record is from the annotation of a GenBank genome assembly.
AUGAAUCCAGGCUGGAUGACUUUAGUUUCUUCUGAAACGGUACUAGUUUUUAAAGACGAAGAUACUUUUCCAACUUUCCAUGUUUCCUCGGAUGUUCCUUCACUAGAAGAACCGGUUAUGAAUCAUACUUCUUGGAAAGAAUUGAAAAAUGCUACUUUGAGCGAAGACUGUAUGAAAUAUUUUUCUUCAACACACAUCAUUCUACUAUUUAAACAUAUGAAAAUAUAUGGUUGUAAGCCUUUGAAAGACGAAUCAGGUAUCGUAAAUUGUAAAGAAUGUUCAAAAAAAGUUUUACCAUACGGGUUCAUUGACCAUUCUGUCAAUUGUGAAAAAAUAAAAGCUGAAGAAUUUGAAGCUGCUCAAAAUGCAGAUGCAUCUACGGAUGUUUCGGCUAAUGAUGUAACAGUCGAGAAAUUUGUGAAAACUCCUAUCGCAGAAACCUAUACUUCGAGUCAUUCGAGCAAGAAACGUAAGAAGUCGGUAGCCUCUGAAGGACCUAUUGAUUUGGACAGGCAAUGUGGAGUAAUUGUUCCACCGAAUAAUACACCUUGCGCACGUUCAUUGACUUGUAAAAGCCACUCGAUGGCUUUGAAACGCGGUGUAUUGGGUAGAUCACAAUCAUAUGAUCUUUUGCUUGCUGCAUAUCAGAAAAAAUCUAUUGGACGCCCUCAAAAUAAUGGUAUACAAAGUAAUAAACAAGACAAUGUAAAGAAAGAUGGAAAAUUGCUUAUCCCCGAGAAAGAGGAAGAGGAGAUGGUCGAUUCCGAAGAAGAAGUUGAUGCCGUCAUGUCAGCAAUAAUGUAUAGUAAUCCUCAGCCACUUGUCACACGACCAGAAUCUUUUGUUCCACAAAGAAGUAAUUACUUUAUUUAUAGUAACGAUAUCCUUCCAAAAGGAAUUGCUUAA